AUGUCAAACAACCAACCACCAAGUCUUGACGUGAAACAUGGCGAACGUGGCAAGACGCCGAGUGAAAAUGGAGACAGCGAGAUGACCUUUGACCCUGCUGUUGUCAAGAAGCUCAAGCUCAAGACUGACCUCAUCCUCCUUCCAAUUCUGUCAAUUGCUUACCUAUUCAACUCUCUUGCUCGAAGCAAUAUUUCAAACGCGAAUACUGCAGGGCUUACCAAAGAUCUCCACCUCCAAGGGAACCAGUUCAACCAAGUCCUCACCUACUACCAGAUCCCUUUUAUCAUCUUUGGUCCGCUUGUAACAAUGCUUACCAAACAGUUUGGUGCCAAUAUUACGAUUCCUGUGAUGAUGGUCGGUUUUGGCACUCCAUCUUUGGCAACAGCAUUUGUUCACAACUUUGGGGAGCUAGUCGCCUGUCGGGUCCUCGUUGGUAUCUUCGAGUCUGGCUUCUUGGCAUCAGUCAUUUAUUAUCUAUCUCUUUGGUAUACGCGCACAGAGCUCGCCAGCCGGAUUGGAAUCUUCUACGCAGCCUUGACCUCCUCAUCUGCAUUCGGUGGCCUUCUUGCUUUUGGAAUGUUCCAGCUGAAUAGCGACAAGUAUUUUCAAUGGUCGUACUUGUUCAUUCUUGAAGGAAGCUUGUCUCUUUUCUGGGCCAUUUUAACCUUCUUGGUCCUUCCGCGCCAGACCUCGACUGCUUGGUUCUUUAGCGAGCAGGAGAGAGACAUCGCCGCAGCUCGGCUAGCACAAGACUCUGUGACCUCCGCAGAGAGCAAAUUCAACAUUAAGGAGUCAUUUUCCGAGUUUUUCACUCUCCAUGGCUACAUUCGAGUUGUGAUCUCCUUCGUUUCAGGAACUAUUCUGACCUCCAAUGCCAACUUCUUAGCCAUGAUUGUCCGCCGGUUGGGUUUCAGCGUGAUCAAGACGAAUCUCUACACCGUUGCUCCUGCCCUCACUGGUGCCGUUUUCCUGGUAGCUUGGUGCAAGCUAUCUGAUAGACUCCGAGAAAGAGGCUUCCACAUGGCUGCCUCGGCGGUAGUCAGUCUGAUCGGCUACGUAAUCCUGUCAACGAUCGAUACAAACAACACGUCCGUCCUGUACUUCGCCAUGUUCUUGUGCACUAUUGGAGCUUAUCCUGCAACCCCUAUCGGAUCGACCUGGAUGCUUUCCAACAUUCCUAACCUCAACGCACGAGCAAUGACUAGUGGCCUUUACAUCUCGUUUGGAAACUGUGCGGGGCUUCUUUCAAGCAAUAUAUAUCAUGAAUGGGAAUCUCCUCGAUACCAAACUAGUCUCUCCACGAACAUUGGGAUGAGUAUUGCACUUAUCACAAUCACUAGUUCGUAUGGACUAUGGAUGAGAUGGGAAAACAAGCGUCGAGAUAAUGCCGCGGGAGUUGCAUUGGCUGAGAGCACGUCACAGGGAAUAAACAAUGCACGGGAUCCUCGUUUCAGAUUCCAGGUGUAA
Molecule: messenger RNA, 1467 nt
Organism: Clonostachys byssicola
Lineage: Eukaryota; Fungi; Ascomycota; Sordariomycetes; Hypocreales; Bionectriaceae
Source: the annotation of a GenBank genome assembly